Lipotes vexillifer (Yangtze River dolphin) is the source of this 3355-nucleotide messenger RNA. RefSeq names its product neural cell adhesion molecule 2 (gene NCAM2). Gene Ontology annotation, cellular component: neuron projection; membrane. Bases 1 to 2511 code for a protein of 836 amino acids. Gene Ontology annotation, molecular function: protein binding. Gene Ontology annotation, biological process: cell adhesion. Lineage: Eukaryota; Metazoa; Chordata; Mammalia; Artiodactyla; Lipotidae. The record is from RefSeq and is a predicted model, not a curated record. The transcript has 18 exons.
AUGGCUGGAUUCAAAUCUGACUUCACCAUAUACAUUGGACGAGUGACCUUUACUCUUCUUCAAGUGACAAUUUCACUUAGCAAAGUAGAGCUUAGUGUGGGAGAAUCUAAAUUCUUCACAUGUACAGCAAUUGGUGAACCUGAGAGUAUAGACUGGUAUAAUCCUCAAGGAGAGAAGAUAAUCUCAACACAGAGGGUAUCAGUGCAAAAGGAAGGUAUUAGAUCACGAUUAACCAUCUACAACGCAAAUAUAGAAGAUGCAGGGAUAUAUCGUUGUCAAGCAACAGAUGCCAAAGGACAGACACAAGAAGCCACAGUUGUUUUGGAAAUUUACCAAAAACUCACUUUCAGAGAAGUGGUGUCUCCACAAGAGUUCAAACAAGGAGAGAAUGCAGAAGUGGUUUGCCGAGUCAGCAGUUCGCCUGCACCUGUUGUCAGCUGGUUGUAUCAUAAUGAGGAAGUCACCGCUAUUUCCGACAAUCGGUUUGCUAUCUUAGCCAACAAUAAUCUGCAGAUUCUCAACAUCAAUAAAAGUGAUGAAGGUAUAUAUAGGUGUGAAGGAAGAGUGGAGGCUAGGGGAGAAAUUGACUUCCGUGAUAUCAUCGUUAUUGUUAAUGUGCCACCAGCAAUCACAAUGCCUCAGAAAUCCUUUAAUGCCACAGCAGAGAGAGGAGAGGAGAUGACAUUUUCCUGCAGAGCCUCUGGCUCUCCUGAGCCCACCAUUUCCUGGUACAGGAAUGGCAAGUUUAUUGAAGAAAAUGAAAAGUACAUACUGAAAGGAAGCAAUAAAGAACUCACUGUCAGGAACAUAAUCAAUAGUGAUGGGGGCCCGUAUGUCUGCAGGGCUACAAACAAGGCAGGAGAAGAUGAAAAACAGGUACUUCUCCAAGUCUUUGUACAGCCUCACAUAAUACAGCUUAAAAAUGAGACUACAUAUGAGAAUGGUCAAGUCACACUAAUAUGUGAAGCAGAAGGGGAGCCUAUUCCAGAAAUCACUUGGAAAAGAGCAGUGGAUGGCAUCACUUUUUCCGAAGGCGAUAAGAGCCCAGACGGACGUAUCGAAGUCAGAGGGCAGCACAGAAGCUCAUCACUGCAUAUUAAAGAUGUGAAGUUGUCAGAUUCAGGGAGAUAUGACUGUGAAGCUGCAAGUAGAAUCGGAGGGCACCAGAAAAGCAUGUACCUUGAUAUUCAAUAUGCUCCCAAGUUCAUAUCAAACCAAACAAUUUAUUACUCUUGGGAAGGAAAUCCAAUCAAUAUAAGCUGUGAUGUGAAAUCUAAUCCACCGGCAUCAGUCCAUUGGAGAAGAGAGAAAUUAGUCUUGCCAGCUAAAAACACCACUAAUUUAAAGACAUAUAGUGCAGGGAGAAAAAUAAUAUUAGAGAUUGCACCUACAUCUGACAAUGACUUUGGACGAUAUAAUUGCACAGCCACUAACCGUAUAGGAACAAGAUUUCAAGAAUAUAUUCUUGCUUUGGCUGAUGUGCCAUCCAAUCCCUAUGGAGUGAAGAUUAUAGAGCUGUCACAGACGACAGCCAAGGUUUCUUUCAGCAAGCCGGACUCCCAUGGAGGUGUGCCUAUUAAUCACUAUCAAGUGGAUGUUAAAGAAGUGGCAUCAGAAACCUGGAAAAUAGUACGCUCCCAUGGAGUUCAAACAAUUGUUGUUUUGAGCAACCUGGAACCAAAUACAACUUAUGAAAUCAGAGUUGCAGCUGUAAAUGGAAAAGGACAAGGAGACUACAGUAAAAUAGAAAUUUUCCAAACAUUACCAGUUCGUGAACCAAGUCCUCCAUCGAUACAUGGACAGCCAAGCAGUGGGAAGAGCUUUAAACUCAGUAUCACCAAACAAGAUGAUGGAGGGGCCCCUAUUUUGGAAUACAUCGUGAAAUAUAGAAGUAAAGAUAAAGAAGACCAGUGGCUAGAGAAAAAAGUGCAGGGAAAUAAAGACCACAUUAUUUUAGAGCAUCUACAGUGGACAAUGGGGUAUGAAGUUCAAAUUACAGCUGCCAAUAGAUUGGGAUAUUCAGAACCAACAGUCUAUGAGUUCAGCAUGCCACCAAAACCCAACAUUAUUAAAGACACACUUUUUAAUGGUCUUGGGCUUGGAGCGGUCAUUGGUCUGGGAGUCGCUGCACUCUUGUUAAUUCUUGUGGUAACAGACGUCAGCUGCUUCUUUAUUCGACAAUGUGGGUUAUUGAUGUGCAUCACCAGGAGAAUGUGCGGGAAGAAAAGUGGCUCCAGUGGUAAAAGUAAAGAACUUGAAGAAGGAAAAGCUGCAUACCUGAAAGAUGGAUCAAAAGAACCAAUAGUAGAGAUGAGAACAGAGGAUGAAAGAAUUACUAAUCAUGAAGAUGGGAGCCCAGUAAAUGAGCCAAAUGAAACCACACCACUAACAGAACCUGAAAAAUUGCCUUUAAAAGAAGAAAAUGGGAAAGAAGUCCUAAAUCCAGAAACUAUAGAAAUUAAGGUUUCUAACGACAUCAUUCAAUCAAAAGAAGAUGACAGCAAAGCAUAACACCAAGAUCACAGAGUCUUUAACAACGAAUGCUACAAAGAGCAUUUAGAUUGCAGUGACCCUAUGACCAAAACUAUUCCAUUGACCUUAAUUUCUUGGGAAACUUCUAGCUUGGAAUAGCUUGUACACAUAUACAUAUGAUCAAAUACUCCUGCCCAUGGUCCAUUUCCUUUUGUUGUUGUGUUGUUGCUGUUGUUGUUUCUUUUGUUAUGAAUUUCAAUAUAGAGACCUGACCGGCACCAACUCUUGGGUAUCAAUUUGACUCUAUGAUUGAAGUGCUGCAAUUUAUUAUAUGGAUAAAGUGCUCUAUUUCUUAAGAACUAUAUUUCAUAACAUAACCUCUCCACAAGUAGGGGUUUAAGGAAAAACAAAGAAAACAAAAUCUUUGUGAGCUAAAUGUAUAACAAAGCCCUGCAUGUUUUUUAAUCCAAUCUUGGGCAAAUAGAUUAUUAAAGUGGAUUUCAGUUUAAGAUGAAAAUACUUAAUAAAGGUUACACUUUUCAUCCAGAGAAUUUCAGGGAACUUAGGCUUGAAGGAGCCAGUUAUCUUUAGCAGAUGUUAAAUAUUGAGAGAAACUUUGGAAAACUCUUUUUAAGUUAUAAUUACAAUGCUACUUCAAAGUUGAAUUUUUAAUAGACUGAAGUGCCAGAUCAAAAUUGUUACCCAUUUAAAUGAAUAUUAGUUGUGUGUAAAAUUAGAUUAGAAAGAGUCCAUAAAUCUCUAUCUCUUAUAUAUGCCGUAUUCACUCACAAUGGAUUACACACAAAGAAAAUGUAUUGCAAGUGAAAAUAAUAUUGAUUUCUGCCCUCAGCUUCAAAUAAAGUAAAUUGAAAUGGGAACAAUA